AUGUCCCGCCUCUUCAUCAUUUCUUUUGUAGAAGAAUUUACACGGUUUCUCUUUAUCUUUUCCUCCUUCUCUCCUCAUCUUCCUCUUUCUGGGUUUAUCUUCUUCUUUUCUUCCUUUGUUUCUCAUGGAAAAUCUUCCCGGAUCCUCCCUUCUGCCACUGAGUAUCAUCAACUAGAGAUCACAUCUGGUUUAACUUCCCUAGAAGGUGUAGAGUUUCCUUCACCUGGCUCCAGUAUCUCAUCCCCUACCUCUGGCAAGAUUGGGGUUUAUUUGAAAACCCUAGAUGCUGGCAUCCGUUUUCAUCUGACGGAUUUUCAAGAAGAGGUCUUCCAAAAAGAUGGUUGCAGUCUCCAAAUGUUGACUCCCAAUGCAGUCAACAAAGUGGUUCUGUUUGAAAUGAUCUGCAGAGCUAACGGGUAUCUUCCGUACUACUUCGUUUUCAAGUUUUUCUUCCGAUUCAGCGUCACUGGAAACAAAUGUACCUUUUCAGUCCGACGAGGGGGGCAUGCCCCGGUUCCUGACGGGCGAACCCCUAAGAACUGGCAAGAUAAAUGGUUGUGGGUGAAGCACGAGUUGGUCGGAAGUGGUCGGUACCGUGCGAAUGCUUUUGCUGAUACCAUCCCCAAACUCUUCCCUCAUAACCAAGGUGUUGCUGACUACCUGAAGAGUGUGCAAGCGUUCUACUUCGCCUAUGUCGUCUUCUACACGCUAAGUGUCGACACUGGGUGCUCUUAG
Lactuca saligna is the source of this 735-nucleotide messenger RNA. The record is from the annotation of a GenBank genome assembly. Lineage: Eukaryota; Viridiplantae; Streptophyta; Magnoliopsida; Asterales; Asteraceae.